This is a messenger RNA of Morchella sextelata, 846 nucleotides long. RefSeq lists its product as uncharacterized. Gene Ontology annotation, molecular function: protein-folding chaperone binding; ubiquitin protein ligase activity. The record is from RefSeq and is a predicted model, not a curated record. Gene Ontology annotation, biological process: proteasome-mediated ubiquitin-dependent protein catabolic process; positive regulation of proteolysis; cellular response to misfolded protein. Bases 1 to 846 code for a protein of 281 amino acids. Gene Ontology annotation, cellular component: cytoplasm. The transcript is spliced from 5 exons. NCBI's taxonomy places the organism in Eukaryota, Fungi, Ascomycota, Pezizomycetes, Pezizales, Morchellaceae.
AUGGCAAUGAAAGCGGACGAACUGAAGCAGAAGGGGAAUGCGUGCUUCCAAGCUGGCGACUUCUCUGGGGCAGAAAAGUUUUAUACUCAAGCUAUAAUUCGCGACAGCACCAAUGCUGCGUUCUUCACCAACCGCGCUCUUGCCAGGCUCAAAAUGGAGAUGUUCGAAGAAGUCAUUAAUGACUGUCUUAAAGCCAUUGAGCUCUCCCCCUCAAACAUGAAAGCAUAUAGCUAUCUCGGGCAAGCUCAACUUGCGCUCAAUCACCCCAGCGAGGCCCUCCACUCCUCUAUGACCGCCUACGAGCUCGCAAUUACGCAGCGCUCCCCUUCUGUCGCAUCAAUUGCAGCAGCCUGUCUCGAGGCCAAAAAAAAGCGUUGGGAGCAGCGUGAAGAGAAACGUAGGGAGAGAGAAUGCCAGCUGAUGCGGAAGAUGACGGAUAUCAUUGAGCGCGAUGCUGAUAGGGCAGUCGACGAGCUGUUGAAAAGGGGUAGGACAAAUGGAAACAUGACCAUUUCCGAGCAAGAAGAGGAAAUUAGGCACGAGGCGAAGGAAAGAGUCAGAACUUUAGAGGACGUGUUCGGGAAGGCAGAGGCCGUAAGGUGUGCCAGAAGGGAGGUUCCGGAUUAUCUCAUCGACAAUAUCACUUUCUCCAUCAUGUUGGAUCCAGUUAUCACGAAGAAUGGGCAUUCUUACGACCGUGCAACGCUUCUAGAUCAUUUGAAGCGCUCGCAAACUGACCCGCUGACCAGGGAGCCUUUGAGUGAGAAAGAUCUCGUCCCGAAUUACGCACUGAAGGCGGCCAGUGAUCUAUUUUUGAAAGAGAACGGAUGGGCGGUUGAUUGGUGA